Molecule: messenger RNA, 1553 nt
Organism: Abrus precatorius (Indian licorice)
Lineage: Eukaryota; Viridiplantae; Streptophyta; Magnoliopsida; Fabales; Fabaceae
Product: phospho-2-dehydro-3-deoxyheptonate aldolase 1, chloroplastic-like
Exons: 5
Coding region: 1-1545 (514 amino acids)
Biological process (GO): aromatic amino acid biosynthetic process
Molecular function (GO): 3-deoxy-7-phosphoheptulonate synthase activity
Source: RefSeq, a predicted model, not a curated record
AUGGCAUUGGCCGUUCCCUCUUCCAACUCUCUCGUUCCCACCAAAUCCAUACUUCCAUUCCAUCGUUCCCUUCUUCAUUCCCCCGACCAAUGCUCCUUUCCCAGGCCCAAGCCCAAGCCCGUCCAAGCGGUUCACGCCGCCGACAACCCUGCUGUCUCGGACAAGCAGGCAAAGUGGGUCCUGGACAGCUGGAAGUCCAAAAAGGCCCUUCAACUCCCCCAAUACCCCAACAAAGAGAACCUGGAAUCGGUACUGAAGAGCCUCGAAGCCUUCCCUCCCAUCGUGUUCGCGGGAGAGGCUAGGAACCUUGAGGAGCGUCUGGGCGAAGCCGCCAUGGGAAACGCUUUCCUUCUUCAGGGUGGAGACUGCGCCGAGAGCUUCAAGGAGUUCCACACCAACAACAUUCGUGACACCUUCAGAAUCCUUCUCCAGAUGAGCGUCGUUAUGAUGUUUGGAGGCCAAAUGCCCGUCAUUAAGGUUGGACGAAUGGCGGGUCAAUUCGCGAAACCGCGAUCGGAAGCGUUGGAGGAGAAGAACGGGGUGAAGCUGCCGAGUUACAGAGGAGAUAACGUGAACGGAGAUGCGUUUGAGGAGAAGGCGAGAAUUCCAGAUCCUCAAAGAAUGAUUAGAGCGUACAGUCAAUCGGCGGCGACACUGAAUCUUCUGAGGGCCUUUGCGACGGGUGGGUAUGCUGCUAUGCAAAGAGUUACUCAAUGGAAUUUGGACUUCACGCAGCAUAGCGAGCAGGGAGACAGGUACCUAGAGCUUGCUCACCGAGUUGAUGAGGCCCUUGGAUUCAUGGCUGCUGCUGGCCUCACUGUGGACCAUCCUAUAAUGAGAACAACUGAGUUCUGGACUUCGCAUGAAUGUCUUUUAUUGCCAUACGAACAAUCACUGACUAGGUUGGAUUCAACUUCUGGUCUUUACUAUGACUGCUCCGCCCAUAUGCUUUGGGUUGGGGAACGGACCAGGCAGCUCGAUGGCGCCCAUGUUGAGUUUCUAAGAGGUGUUGCUAAUCCCCUUGGAAUUAAGGUAAGUGAUAAGAUGGAUCCAAAUGAGCUUGUUAGACUGAUCGAGAUCUUGAAUCCCCACAACAAACCAGGGAGAAUAACUGUGAUUACCAGGAUGGGAGCUGAAAAUACGAGAGUAAAGCUUCCACAUCUGAUCGGGGCAGUACGCAGAGCGGGACAAAUUGUAACUUGGGUCAGUGAUCCCAUGCAUGGAAACACCAUAAAGGCUCCGUGCGGACUCAAAACUCGCCCCUUCGAUGCCAUCAGGGCGGAGUUAAGAGCAUUUUUCGACGUGCACGAACAAGAAGGAAGCCACGCAGGUGGGGUUCAUCUAGAGAUGACGGGUCAGAAUGUGACUGAGUGCAUUGGUGGGUCAAGGACGGUCACGUUUGACGAUCUGAGCUCCCGUUACCACACACACUGUGACCCUAGGCUUAAUGCUUCACAAUCUCUGGAACUUGCUUUCAUCAUAUCUGAACGCCUCAGAAGGAGUAGGAUCAUCUCCGAGAAGCAUCUUUCCUCCAUAGCACUGUAAAAUGCACG